AUGUCCGAUGGGCAGUACAUCAACGGAAGUUACUUCUUCUACGCUCCGAAUAAAGGGGCCGCCAUCUUCUUCGCGAUAGCGUUCCUGGCUUCGGGGCUGUUGCACAGCUGGCAAUCCUACCAUUACCAAUGUUGGAAGUUGACGCCUCUCUUCCCCUUUUGUUGUUUGCUCUUCGUCGUUGGCUUUGCUUUGCGCGAGUACGGAUCCUUCCACUAUGACAACCUCAACGUGUAUAUCGCAAGCAUCUGCAUCACCUAUGCUGCCCCGCCGUUACUAGAAUUGCAAAACUACCACGUGCUGGGGCGGACUCUCUACUAUGUGCCCUACCUGUCGCCCCUGCAUCCCGGACGCGUCCUCACGACUUUCGGCUUUGUCUCCGCGGUUGUCGAAGCUCUCAACGGGUGGGGCGCUUCAUACUCGGCCAACCAGUCGCUGAGCGACAGUGAGAUGGCAGCUGGCCACGCUUUGAUCAAGGCGUCCCUCCUGAUUCAGAUCUUUGUGGUGGGAAGCUUCAUUCUGCUCGCUGCCCUCUUCCACCGCCGGUGCUCUGCGCAGGGGAUAAGAAGCCCGCGUUUGCAUGGGCCCCUAUUGACCCUCUACGUGAGCACCUGCCUUAUCCUGGUGCGGACCAUCUACCGUGUCGUUGAGUAUUUUAGCGUGGCCAAGCUCAAAUUCAGAGAGGCCGGGUUCGACCCCAUGUCUAUGUCACCAGUCAUUCGCUACGAGUGGUUCUUUUACGUCUUUGAGGCUGCCGUGAUGGCUUGCAACUGCGUCCUUUUCAACGCUCGCCAUCCUAGGCGCUAUCUACCUCGCGACAAUAGCAUAUACUUGGCCCAAGAUGGUGUUACUGAGGUCGAGGGACCUGGUUUCAAAGACCCACGACCGUUUUGGCAAACAUUGGUGGAUCCUUUUAGUAUUUGGGGCCUUGUCAAAGGGCGAAGCAGUCACACUGCCAAAUUCUGGGAAAAUGGCGGCAGCCAGAUGAGGUCAAACAUGAAGGUCAACGACUCUGCUGUCGGCCCAGACACGGUGCAAGGGGUGUGA
Purpureocillium takamizusanense is the source of this 1044-nucleotide messenger RNA. RefSeq lists its product as uncharacterized. The record is from RefSeq and is a predicted model, not a curated record. Gene Ontology annotation, cellular component: membrane. NCBI's taxonomy places the organism in Eukaryota, Fungi, Ascomycota, Sordariomycetes, Hypocreales, Ophiocordycipitaceae. Bases 1 to 1044 code for a protein of 347 amino acids. The transcript has 4 exons.